AUGGAGAUGAGGCUUGUCGCCUGUGAGCGUAUGUCAGGGACACAAUGCUCGAAAAAGACUCCAUUGAGUUUGUGCUUCGUGAAGCAGCCUGUCUGCAAUGGAGAUGAGGCUGAGCACUCCAUGAAUGCUCGAAAAAAGACUCCAUUGAGUUUGUGCUUCGUGAAGCAGCCUGUCUGCAAUGGAGAUGAGGCUUGUCGCCUGCGAGCGUAUGUCAGGGACACAAUGCUCGAAAAAGACUCCAUUGAGUUUCGUGCUUCGUGGAGCAGCUUGUCUGCAAUGGAGAUGAGGCUUGUCGCCUGCGAGCGUAUGUCAGGGACACAAUGCUCGAAAAAGACUCCAUUGAGUUCGUGCUUCGUGGAGCAGCUUGUCUGCAAUGGAGAUGAGGCUUGUCGCCUGCGAGCGUAUGUCAGGGACACAAUGCUCGAAAAAGACUCCAUUGAGUUCGUGCUUCGUGGAGCAGCUUGUCUGCAAUGGAGAUGA
Prunus armeniaca (apricot) is the source of this 480-nucleotide messenger RNA. Lineage: Eukaryota; Viridiplantae; Streptophyta; Magnoliopsida; Rosales; Rosaceae. The record is from the annotation of a GenBank genome assembly.